Molecule: messenger RNA, 3578 nt
Organism: Nicrophorus vespilloides
Lineage: Eukaryota; Metazoa; Arthropoda; Insecta; Coleoptera; Silphidae
Gene: klu
Product: early growth response protein 4
Exons: 3
Coding region: 1305-2891 (528 amino acids)
Biological process (GO): regulation of transcription by RNA polymerase II
Molecular function (GO): RNA polymerase II cis-regulatory region sequence-specific DNA binding; DNA-binding transcription factor activity
Source: RefSeq, a predicted model, not a curated record
AAGUAAGUGAGUAAGUGGGUGUGCUUCGACACGUUAAACAGAAGCAAGCAAUCCAAAUAUCAAGCGAAGGUCACAUUUGCGAUUCGGCAAAUCACGAACAUGUCUUCCUUCUUCUAAUGCGAUUCAAUCAUCGUCGUCGUGGCAUAAAUAAGAGUGGCGCCUGCUCUUGCCGGAAUCCUCUUCUACAUGGAGGAUUCUCUCUUUUGCUCGUAGGUUGAAGCCGUGGCCGGUCGGCCGAGGAUGGAAGGGUUGGUUUUUGGUGGGCGAGAAUGUGAGAGAGAUUGCGAAGGAUGAGGACGAGGAAGGACUUUGAUGAAGAGAAGAAGGAAGAACGUUACGUGUCCGUCCAUCGAUGCUCUGUGGUGGUGUUGCGUGUGUGUGUGUGUUAUGUGAAGAGUGCGAGUGCGAGCGAGUGAGUGAGUGUGCGUUUAGGUAUUGGUGGGGGGCAAUUGUGGUGGUGUGAGAGAGUCGAGUUUGGGAGUUCGGGUGGUGUGUCCUGACUGUGGAGGCAGAACUCCUCCUGUGGCAGAGCGAAUCACCGCCACUCUGGCCCACCUCCACCUCCACCUCAACAUCACAAUCCGUAGCGCAGUCGGUUUAGUCACAAUCGGGCGAUCGUUCGCUCGACACGUGUUUGCCCAAACAACAAAAAGAAACUCCACUCCACACUCACUACCUUCUACUACUACUACUACUAUUCACUCACUCACUCACCACCACCACCAAUAUACCUUUAGUACGAUUAUCAUCGCUGCUGUCGCAACAACUAUUACCACUAUCAUCUUCUACUCUGCACAUCCAACACCAUCAGAGUAUCCUAGUGAAGAAGUGUUAAGCGCGUUGAUCCGUCGCCCAACAACAAUAACAGCAACAGUAGCAACAACAAUAACAAAUCAAAAUUUGAAAAUAAAAUAGUGCUCGUUUACGAAAAGAGACUUUCAGUGAUAAACCAACAAGAGCAGCAGUAGCAGUUUCUACGUAAAAAUAAAUUGCAGAGGUACAACGACCAAGUGCAGUUCGGAAUAAUACACAUAUGCGUACAGUGCGUGAAAGCAAAAGAAAUAAAUAAUAAGCAGAUAAAAAGUGUUCACUCGAGGAAAGUGGUGUUACAAAUUUUUUUUUGUCAUUCUCCCAUUUGAAUCCAUCACAUAUACAAGAAACGACGACGAAGACGACAACGGGAACGACGAACGCAUCGGAACAAACGAAGAAGAUCGAGGAGAUAGACGGUGUGGUGCGUUGAAGAAGAAGAAGAAGGUGGUGAACCGACGGAAGGGUCCGCGGCCCUCAGCCGCCACGCGCUAAUGACGAUGGCCGAGAGUGCGGUCGAACCUUCUUCUGGCAACGAGAACAACAAUCAUCACCUGUUUGCAAACCACAACCGACCAGCGGGGAAGCAGAGGAAGCGCAAGCGUCUUAGUCAAGUGCUGGACAAGCUGACGGGGGUCGCCGCUGCUGCACCACCACUACCGACCCUCUCACACAACAUCCACAACAGCAUCAACAAUAAUAAUAAUAAUAACAACAUAGUGGCACCGCAACACAUCAUCAUCAACAAGAUCAGCAGCUGCAGCAGUAGCAACAUCAGCAUCAACAACAACAACAACGAUAACAAGGAAGAGGAUGGACGCGCCCUGAAGACGCCUAAACACAUGUCGGAGGUGUUCCAGUACGAAAAGGAUCGCUACCAGCAGCAAAGCGAGGAGGACGAAGAUGUGUUCAGUCCGGCGAGCAGCGGAAAAUCUCCGCACAGCUCGAGCGAUUCGCCGAGGAUAAGUUUUAGUCCGUUGAGGCUGAAGGAGGACGAGGCGAGUUCAAGUCCGCCGCUGCCGAAACCGUGCCUCUGUUAUCACUGCGUCACCGGGGUCGGACACCAUCCUCCGUCGGUGCACCCAUACGACAGAUUCUUCCCCGCCAGUCCCAUUUCGCCGCUGACGCCAUCCUCGACGGCGCCUCCACCGUACAGCUUCGAACGUUACCUCCACUCCAAGUACCUGCCCGACAUCUUUCGCCGGAGGAGUCAUUCCGAUUCAGAUCUGCCGCUCUGGUUCGAGAACAAUAACAACAAUCAUGGAGGUGGUGUUGGUAGCAGCAAGGUUAAGGUGCCAUUGGUCGCGUGGCCACAUCCCUUGGGAGGUAUCUCGUCGGGGAAGAUAGAUCCGGACGCACUACCUAGCCAAGAGUCGCCGCUGGACCUCUCGAUGAAAGGACGUCGACGAGGUGCUGGGACAGGAAGUGGUGGAGGAGCAGGAAGCGGCGGCGGCGGAGGCGGUGGCAACAACAGCAACAUGCUCGUAAUGGGAGGGUUGCCACCUCUUCAGCUGCUGCCGCACGGCUUCGUUCCGCCUCGCGGCGUCAGCGUGCCCGUCGUCAAGGGAGAUGUCGCCUCACCAACGACGAAGGAAUCUGUAGCAUCUCGCUACAAUCUGGAGGUAUCUCCGGUCGUCGAGGAGAUGCCACCCGGUUCGGACGUGGCCUACGUAUGUCCUGUGUGCGGGCAAAUGUUCAGCUUGCACGAUCGCCUCGCGAAGCACAUGGCCUCGCGCCACAAGAGCCGUCAGAACGCUGGGGACUCCACGGCCAAGGCCUACCUCUGCGAGGUGUGCAAGAGAUCAUUCGCUCGCAGCGACAUGCUCACUAGGCACAUGAGGCUGCACACGGGCGUCAAACCGUACACGUGUCGCGUUUGCGGUCAGGUCUUCUCCAGGUCCGAUCAUCUGUCCACACAUCAGCGUACCCACACCGGUGAGAAACCCUACAAAUGUCCGCAGUGCCCUUACGCCGCCUGUCGUCGCGACAUGAUCACCAGGCACAUGAGGACGCACGCUAGGUAUGAACCAGACCAUCACAACACGCCCACCAUCAAAACGGAACAGCAGCAACACAACUGAUCAUCAUCAUCAUCAUCAUAAACAUCAACAUCAUCGUAAUUAAUCAUCGAUGUAUACAAGAAUUUGCGAUUUGAACAAAAGACUCUAUACACAUACAACACACACACACGCACAUCUCACGCAAACGCAAAGAUCUCAUAUCAUUCCAGCGGUCAAGAAAUCGCGAACAUGUGCCAAAAAACAAAAACAUAUGAAACGAAUCUCUCCAAGUUAAAUUACAUUAACAACAACUGAUCGCAAAUCACAUCCACCAAACAGAAUACACAUACACAAACAGAAAGAUAUUUACAUUGAAAAAUCUAGUUUUUGACAAUAUAUACAAUGAAUCUGCGAUGAAAUUUGGAUGCAUCUCGAAAAUGGAUCUACUACGUAACAUAAACACACACACACAUUCACAAGAAAAAACGUAAGCGAACAAAUCUGAAUGUAAUAAUUAUUAAAUGACACGAUGCUGUGAUAUUUUAAGAAAGAAUUUAAACGAAGGAAAAAUACGUUUUAUUAUUAUUAUUAUAACUUAUUAUUAAUAUGUUUUAAUUGAAUUGUUUUUUUUUGUUGAAUCACGCGCUCUCUCUCUCUCUCUUAUAUACAUACAUACGUUAUAUGUUAUGAUGUAUAAAUCUUUCUACUUCCGCCAGUUAUUACUUAUUUUGUUUAUUUUUAAAUUUGCCAACAUUACACUGUACAUAU